This is a messenger RNA of Prunus dulcis (almond), 2521 nucleotides long. Its product is annotated as protein NLRC3. Lineage: Eukaryota; Viridiplantae; Streptophyta; Magnoliopsida; Rosales; Rosaceae. The coding region runs from base 373 to 2196 and encodes 607 amino acids. The transcript is spliced from 16 exons. Gene Ontology annotation, molecular function: protein binding. The record is from RefSeq and is a predicted model, not a curated record.
AUAUAUAUAACUAAAUUUAGGGUCAUAAUCUUUUGCUGAGAUUAUAUGAAGACUAUUGCGCGCCGCUUCGCAAUUGGAGACGACUUGUCGUUUACAUCGUCUCUUCUUCACUCUGCUGAAGCUACGUCGUCGUCCCAUCCCUUCGUCUUGCAGCUCUUGCUUGACUCAUUUCUCUAUCUCCCACCCGACCCGACCCGACCCAAUCCAGAGCUUCUUCUUCUUCUACUUACCGUGCUUAUCUUUUGAAAGCUUCCCGUCCAGUCCUAUAAUCUGCAAUUCCAAUUAAUUCAUAACGACAAUAAGUUUGAUCCUCUCAGAAAAUUAUUGGAUUUUUUGAACAAAAGUGCAGAUUCGGAUUGUUUUUUCUGAAGCAUGGGCGAAAGUGAAAUUCCAUCUCUGGUUUCCUUGUGCAUAGAGGCAGUAAAAAACGAGCUGGUUCGCGGCGAUGAUCUUUUACCGAUUAUCAAGGAGCUUCCAAGGAACUUGGUUGAUAUUCUAGCUUCGAGACUGCCUCCAUUGGCUUUAGAAAAGUUGCAGACCGCAGUGCCUUUUGACGAUCGAGAUGACCAUGAUUUCGCCGAUGAAGGCCUUAGAAAUGGUAGAAAGCGUGGAAGGAGUUGGAAUUUCAGUACGGCAUGGAAAAUUUUAGUUAAGUCGCGGUGGCCUAAUCUUGGCAAUCAGAUUGAACCAAUUGACUGGCAACAGAUGUAUUGGGAAACGCAUCUUCAAAAUUGCUUAGAUGAAGUGGCAGAGAUAGCUUCGCUUCCCUCAUUUGAUGGGCGCCUUGGUGAAAUCGGGAUUUCAGACUCUAUAUUGAAAUUGAUAGGCUUUGAGGGUUGCAUGGAUACUUCAACUUGUGAUUAUUCCAAACUAUAUCACCAUUGCCAACAAUUUGGUUAUUAUGCCAGAUGCCUGAGACUUCAAAAUGUUCUUUGUAGUGCAGAAAUUUCUCAUUUAUUGAGGAAAAGCCUGUUGCAGAGCUUGGAACUAAGGUGGAUCAGAUCCAAGGAGCAUAUUGAUGGACUAUGCAAACUUCUGAACCAGAACAGUGAAAGUUUAACAUCACUUGAGUUCAUUCACUGCAAGCUUUCUUCAGAUUCUAUCAAUGCAAUUUGUAGUUCCCUACCCACAAAGAAUGUGCAAACACAUGGGAUAAAAAACUUCUCAAUCAACACAUCAAACUUUCUUGAAACAAACCCUGUUUCCUUACCCCUCGGACUUGUGUCAUUUUUGUCAUCAGGAAGGUCCUUGUAUUCUUUAAAACUCUCUGACAACCACCUUGGCCGCAAUUUUGCAAAAUUGGUUUUUGGUACUCUUCUCAAUGCUUCGUCUAGUCUAUCCAUCCUUGACCUUUCAGAUAACAAUAUAUCAGGCUGGCUUUCUGAACUCUAUUGGAGAUCACCAAGUGGUCCCCCAACGCCUUUGGGAAUUGGAAAGUCCUUCCAAUCAUUACGAGUGCUCAAUUUAAGGGGAAAUAAUCUAAACAAAGAUGAUGCAGAUGGUCUUAGAUACGCACUCGUUCAUAUACCUAAUUUGGAGGUCCUAGAUAUGAGUGAUAAUCCUAUUGAGGAUGCUGGAAUCAGGAGUUUAAUUCCAUAUUUUGUCGAAGCUUCCGAAAAAUGCUUUCCCUUUGCUGAUUUAAUGUUGGAGAACUGUGAGCUUUCCUGUAAUGAAGUGACUUACCUCAUAGACACCCUCUCAACCCUACAGAGACCAUUGAAGUCUCUAUCUGUUGCUGAUAAUGACCUUGGCAGCCAAGUGGCAGCAGCUUUGGGAAAACUUUUGUCCACAUCAAUUCAAAUACUCAAUGUUGAAGGUAUUGGAUUGGGUUCAUCUGGUUUUCAGGAACUACAAGAUGGCAUAACUAAGGAGUUGAAGCUAGUCAAGGUCAACAUAAGCAAAAAUCGUGGAGGAAUUGAAACUGCAAACUUUUUGUCAAAGCUCAUAUCAAUGGCUCCAGAACUCGUUACAGUCGAUGCUGCAUAUAAUCUUAUGCCUUUAAAAUCCUUGACCACCAUAUGCUCGGCCCUUAAAGCUGCUAAAGGAAAUAUUGAGCGUCUGGACUUGAGGGGAAAUAUUUGGGAUUAUCAACCAGGUUAUGCUUCUAUGCAUGCCGACAUACAAUGUAAUGGAAGGCCUGUUUUGAUUCUUUCGUCGUCACCAACUCCAGAUGCACCCUAUGACGAUGAUCCGUGAACGGGAUGGCUCUCAUAAUAUAUUUUUCAUUCAACUAUCUUAUGCCAAUCACCCACUGAAGUUGCCAAAGUUUCUCCCCUGUGCAACAAAACUAAGCAGGCAUUAGGCUGAUUAAUGUGAUUAUGUAUAUUAUUUACCUGCCUUCCCGGCUGUGAUAGCUAUAUCAAGUAAUUUUAGGCUUCAGUUGUGAGUUCUUGUCCAAAUGUACUAGUUUCAUGUGUUGUAAAAUAUAUCGAUUUUGUUUUCAAGGUUGAUUUGAUUGUAUUAGCAUAAACUGCUUAAGUUUGGACCUCCCAUAUAAAAGGUUGAAGGGGUUAUUGCGAUU